Molecule: messenger RNA, 9660 nt
Organism: Falco peregrinus (peregrine falcon)
Lineage: Eukaryota; Metazoa; Chordata; Aves; Falconiformes; Falconidae
Gene: RICTOR
Product: RPTOR independent companion of MTOR complex 2
Exons: 38
Coding region: 48-5189 (1713 amino acids)
Biological process (GO): positive regulation of phosphatidylinositol 3-kinase/protein kinase B signal transduction; TORC2 signaling
Cellular component (GO): TORC2 complex
Molecular function (GO): protein serine/threonine kinase activator activity
Source: RefSeq, a predicted model, not a curated record
GCGAGAGCGGACGAGGUUUCCGGUGUUGUGACUGCGGGGCCGUAAACAUGGCGGUGAGUCUCCGCGCCCGCUCGUUGCGGCACCUCCGCAUCCGAGGUCGGAACGACAGCGGCGAGGAGAACGUCCCCCUCGAUCUCAACCGAGAACCCUGUGAUAAUAUGAGAGAGAUUCUCCAAAAUGUGGCCAAAUUACAAGGAGUUUCAAAUAUGAGAAAACUAGGUCACUUGAAUAAUUUUACAAAGCUUCUGUGUAAUGCUGGCCAUGCUGAAGAAAAGCUAGGUUUUACAUAUGACAGCAUCAUAAUAUGCCUGCGGUUAGCUUUACUCAAUGAAGCAAAAGAGGUGCGAGCAGCAGGAUUGCGAGCCCUCCGCUAUCUCAUUCGAGACUCCAGUAUUCUCCAGAAGGUGCUAAAGUUGAAAGUGGAUUACUUGAUAGCCAGGUGCAUUGACAUACAGCAGAGUAAUGAAGUAGAAAGAACCCAAGCACUUCGAUUAGUCAGAAAGAUGAUCACUGUGAAUGCUUCAUUGUUCCCCAGUUCUAUUACUAAUUCUUUGAUAGCAGUUGGAAACGAUGGCCUUCAAGAAAGAGACAGAAUGGUUCGAGCAUGUAUAGCCAUUAUCUGUGAACUAGCACUUCAGAAUCCAGAGGUGGUGGCUCUUCGGGGUGGUUUAAGUACCAUCUUGAAAAAUGUGAUUGAUUGUCAGCUAAGCCGAAUAAAUGAGGCUCUGAUAACUACAGUUUUGCACCUCAUUAAUCAUCCAAAGACCCGACAGUAUGUGCGAGCAGAUGUAGAAUUAGAGCGAAUUUUAGCUCCUUACACAGAUUUUCACUACAGGCAUAAUCCAGACACAGCAGAAGGACAACUCAAGGAGGACAGAGAAGCACGAUUCCUAGCUAGUAAAAUGGGAAUAGUGGCUGCAUUUCGAUCAUGGGCAGGUAUUAUCAGCCUAUGUAAACCUGGAAAUUCUGGGAUUCAGUCUCUUAUUGGGGUACUCUGUAUACCAAAUAUGGAAAUACGGCGAGGUCUGCUUGAAGUUCUCUAUGAUAUAUUUCGCCUUCCUCUCCCUGUUAUUGCAGAAGAAUUUAUUGAGGCACUUCUCAGUGUAGAUCCAAGCAGGUUUCAGGACUGCUGGAGACUUUCUGACGGCUUUGUAGCUGCUGAAGCUAAGACUGUAUUACCCCAUCGAGCCAGGUCAAGGCCUGAUCUCAUGGAUAAUUAUCUGGCUUUAGUGCUUUCAGCUUUUAUUACCAAUGGACUUCUAGAGGGUCUGGUUGAAGUGAUCACAAGUAGUGAUGACCAUGUGUCUGUUAGAGCGACUAUCCUUUUAGGAGAACUUUUGCACAUGGCAAACACAAUCCUUCCUCAUUCUCACAGCCAUCACCUGCACUGCUUACCAACGCUAAUGAACAUGGCAGCAUCUUUUGACAUCAUGAAAGAGAAAAGGCUACGAGCAAGUGCUGCACUCAACUGCUUAAAACGUUUUCAUGAGAUGAAGAAAAGAGGACCUAAACCUUACAGCCUCCAUUUAGAUCAUAUUAUUCAGAAAGCCAUCUCAACGCACCAAAAAAGGGAUCAGUACCGUGUGCAAAAAGACAUCUUUAUUUUAAAGGAUACAGAAGAAGCACUUCUAAUGAAUCUUAGAGACAGCCAAGUUCUCAAUCAUAAAGAGAACCUUGACUGGAAUUGGAAUCUGAUAGGGACCAUACUGAAGUGGCCAAAUGUAAAUCUAAGGAACUAUAAAGAUGAGCAGUUGCACAGGUUUGUAAGGAGAUUGCUAUAUUUUUACAAGCCUAGCAGUAAACUGUACGCCAACCUGGAUCUGGACUAUGCCAAGGCUAAACAGCUCACUGUGGUGGGUUGUCAAUUCACUGAAUUUCUUCUUGAAUCAGAGGAGGAUGGACAAGGUUACCUGGAGGAAUUGGUUAAAGAUAUUGUACACUGGCUCAAUUCUUCAUCAGGGAUGAAACCUGAACGUAGUCUUCAAAAUAAUGGGCUACUAAAUACCCUUAGCCAGCACUACUUUCUGUUUUUUGGUACUCUCUCUUGUCAUCCUCAUGGAGUGAAAAUGCUUGAAAAAUGUAAUGUGUUUCAGUGUCUUCUUAAUCUUUGUUCUUUGAAGAACCAGGAUCACUUGUUAAAAUUGACUGUUUCUAGUUUGGACUACAGCAGAGAUGGGUUAGCAAGAGUCAUCCUUUCUAAAAUCCUGACAGCAGCUACUGAUAGCUGCAGGUUGUAUGCAACAAAACACUUAAGAGUAUUACUGAGAGCAAAUGUAGAGUUCUUCAGCAACUGGGGGAUUGAGUUACUGGUGACCCAGUUACAUGAUAAAAAUAAAAGUAUUUCUUCUGAGGCACUUGAUAUUCUAGAUGAGGCAUGUGAAGACAAGGCUAAUCUUCAUGCCCUUAUCCAAAUGAAACCAGCUCUUUCUCAUCUUGGAGACAAGGGUUUACUUCUACUCCUAAGAUUUCUGUCCAUCCCAAAGGGGUUUUCGUAUCUAAAUGAAAGAGGUUAUGUAACAAAACAAAUGGAAAAGUGGCAGAAGGAAUACAACUUAAAGUACGUUGAGUUGAUUGAAGAACAACUUAAUGAAGCACUUACAACAUACCGCAAACCUGUUGAUGGUGAUAACUAUGUUCGUCGGAGCAACCAAAGAUUACAGCGACCUCAUGUCUACCUGCCAGUUCACCUUUAUGGCCAACUGGUGCACCAUAAAACAGGCUGCCACUUAUUGGAGUCUCAGAGUGUUGUUACAGAUCUAAGUUACACUGUUCGUUCCCCAAUGCUGGAUAAGUGGGAAGGAAUUAAGCAGCUGAAAGCAGCCCUUUGGGCCUUGGGCAAUAUUGGAUCAUCAAAUUGGGGUCUUAACUUACUUCAAGAGGAGAAUGUAAUUCCUGAUAUAAUGGCACUUGCCCAACAUUGUGAGGUUCUCUCUGUUAGAGGAACCUGUGUCUACGUGCUUGGUCUAAUAGCCAAAACUAAACAAGGAUGUGACAUUUUGAAGCAUCAUAACUGGGAUGCAGUGAGACACAGUCGUAGACAGCCUUGGCCAGUGGUCCCUGAUGACAUGGAGCAGCUCUGCAAUGAACUCUCUUCUAUACCCAGUACUCUUAGUUUGAACUCUGAGUCCACCAGCUCUAGGCACAACAGUGAAAGUGAAUCUGCUCCUUCAAGUAUGUUCAUCAUGGAAGAGGACCGUUUUGGUGGUACUUCCACUAGUACGUUCUUCCUAGAUAUUACUGAAGAUGCAGAACAAAUAUUUUGUGACAGACCUGGACCUUCAAAGGACAAAGACCGUAGUCCCUUUCCUUUUUUUUCUUCUAGUAGACUUGUGAAAAAUCGCAUUCUAAACUCUCUUACUCUACCUAAUAAAAAACACAGAAGUGGCACUGAUCCAAAAGGAGCAAAGCUGACAUCAUCUGACAAUAAAUCAGUUCUGAGGCGAAAUCGUACAGUAACAGAACCUGCCAGUAGCAUAGACUUUCCUGCUGGGGAAGAAUUCAACCCUGUUUUCAGAGUUCCUAAAAUCCAGACUUUACGAUUAGAAACUUCUUUUGUUGGAAGCAAGCACGUGGAAGAUACUGAUAGUACCCCAAGUAUUGGAGAAAAUGAUCUAAAGCUGCCAAAAGGUCUUGGAAAUGAAAUUCAUCGGGAAAAUACAAGCAGAGAAAGGCUAAUAGGAGAUGGUACUACACAAACACAUUUCAAGAGUCGUAGCCUAAGUUUUAAUACAGAUACCACAACAAGUGGCAUAAGCUCAAUGAGCUCUAGCCCUUCAAGGGAGACUGUAGGUGUGGACACUACGAAUGUAGAUACUGACUAUGGAAGUUUGAGUACUGUGGUAAGCACAAAAACAGUUAAACCAAGUCACUGUUCAACACCACAUUCUAACCACCUGCCUCUCUCAAAAUCCAAUUCUGUGUCCCUGGUAUUGCCAGGGUCUUCUCAUACUCUUCCCCGAAGAGCCCAGUCUCUUAAAGCUCCUUCUCUAGCUACGAUAAAAAGUCUUGCUGACUAUAACUUUAGCUACACAAGUUCUCGAGAUGCCUUUGGCUAUGCUACACUAAAACGCUUACAACAGCAGAGGAUGCAUCCGUCACUGUCUCACUCGGAAGCCCUAGCAUCUCCAGCAAAGGACGUGCUGUUUACUGACACUAUUACCAUGAAGUCUGGCAGCCUGGAUUCUCGGCUAACCCCAAGUCGGUUCAUGAAAGCUUUAAGUUACGCUUCAUUAGAUAAGGAAGAUUUAUUAAGUCCUAUCAACCAAAAUACACUUCAGCGUUCAUCUUCUGUUCGCUCCAUGGUAUCUAAUGCUACAUUUGGUAGCUCUGAUGAUUACAUUGGCCUUGCUCUCCCAGUGGAUAUCAAUGAAAUAUUUCAGGUAAAGGAAACUCCAUAUUUCCAGAAGAAAACCACACCUCCAUUUGAUGACCGUGGAGCCAGGGUCUUUGCACCUGAUGCAGGAGGUCUUCCAUCAGGUACAAGUGAUGUUGUCAAAAGCCCUUUUCAGAUGCUCCGACAGCAGAUCAGUCUUACGGAAAUAAUGAAUACCAGCCGUUCCGAUGCCUCUCAGUUUUUAGAAAAUAUGGAGGAUACGGGGCUACAGGAGCACACAGAUGAGAACUGCCUUUACUGUGUCUGCAUUCAAAUAGUGGGCUAUCAGCCUAACAACAAAGUGAACUCUUCAUACAGUCGUACAGAUUUUUCAGACAUUCCAUAUACUGACUGGUGUGGGCAGACCAUACACAAUCACUUAGAUGUGCAUUCCUCCAAAUUUUCUGGAAUUUCAGGCUGUAGCGAUGCAGUAUCCCAUGGUUCAGCUAGCAGCACCAAGAGUACAGAGCUUGUACUAGGAGUAAAAUCAAUCCCGGAUGAUACACCAGUGUGCAGAAUACUUCUGCGGAAAGAAGUCUUACGUUUAGUAAUCAAUUUGAGUAGUUCAGUAGGAACAAAGGGCCAUGAAACCGGACUCUUGACAAUUAAGGAAAAGUAUCCCCAGGCAUUUGAUGACAUAUGCCUUUACUCUGAGGUGUCCUACUUGUUAGCACACUGUACGUUCCGACUUCCAUCACGAAGGUUCAUUCAGGAGCUAUUUCAAGAUGUACAGUUCUUACAAAUGCAUGAAGAAGCAGAGGCUAUUUUAGCAACACCAACGAAACAGCCAGUAAUUGAUACAUCAGCUGAAUCCUGACCUCUGCCUUAUGCAGUGCGUUGCAUUUCAGACUUUCUGAAAUCCUCAGACAACCUCUGACUGACUGGAUAAAAGGCUUGGAGCAUCACCUUCUAGACCGUUCCAGAAGCUACUGGUACCUGGAGACUGAACUGAAAACUUUCUUCCUCAACCAAUUACUGCCCCAGUCUUUUGAGCCCUUUGGGGAGUUGUUAAACGUUACCGUAGUUUUAAUAAUAGUAAUUACCAGUAUAUGCAAGAGCCAAGCACUGAACACCUCCACAAGUUUUCAUUUCAUUUUCUACCAUAAAUUAAAAAAAAAACAGGACAACACACGGAGACAUCUUUUUUGAUUGACUUCCAAUUCUGUUCCAGAGAAGCAGAAGAAUGCCUUGCUUUUUAAACCCUGGAUACCAGGAGUCAGAGAUGAGGGUGCAUUCCAUUGCCAGCAAUGGGGAGCCAUGCUGUAAUCAUGGACACCAGGGGAUUAAUGUUAGCCCUCCUCUCUUGGUUUUUGUACUGUUUAUAACACUACUUGGGGGUUUGUAACUUCAGACAGAAAGAAAAACCUCUGUGAAUCUGAGGUUUCCUUUAAGUUAUUUUAAUAUUGCUGUAGUUGUAAGUCAUUUUAUUAGCAGUCUCUCCAAUUUCAUGACAUUUACGUACAUGUAUCUUAUCUGAACCAGUUAAGGAUUUUCACUACAGUUUGAUUCUAAAACUAACAAAUUAUUUAAACUUAAAAUGUUGAAAUCAAAUUGUUUUCCCUGAAUGAUACGCAUGUGUUUGCAGUUUCUACACUCAUAUAUUAUGAAUGUUGGUCUUACUUUUAACUAAAAUCCUUAGAAAAAGCAUGAUUUCUGACAGAUAAAUGAAUAUUGUAUAAACUAAACUUGAAGACAUUUAAUCAUUGCUGCUUUUAUGAGAAGACAUAUUAUGAGUGUUUUCCAAGUUCCAUGAAACAGCCAAAAACAAAGGUUUAUUUUAAUUUUCAAUGGAUGAGUGAUCAGGCAUCAGUUAGUACUAUUAAUUGUAGUGAAAAGCCUUAAGUACCAAAUUUUGGAGCAGCAUUAUGUUGCAAAAGUUAAAUGAUAUAGGGGCUGUUAAUGAUUGAAAUGGUUGCCCCUGUAAUGAGGUUUCUAAAUUAAUGAGUGCAAACUUUAGAAAAAAGUAAGAAUCCCUGUCACUUUUGUCAUGAAUCUAAAGAUUCAGAAGCCUUUACACAAAGGUAAUAUAAAUAUAUGCAAAUAUACAGUAUAUACAGUAGCAUGGUCACCUUUGUUAGAAUGCCUGUGAUAGAAGGGAUUACCCUUUGAUUUUGAUGUAGGUGAAUAAUUCAACUGGACUGUACAAAGUAGAACGUAUUUUUAUCCAUUCGCUUUUACCAUUUUUUUGUAAUUGUCAGAUUAAUUCUCUAAGUGAAAUUUAUCCUGAUACUCAUAAUUCUGUUCUUACUAGCUAUACCACUGGAGAUUUCAGUAAGUAGUCCUGUGAUUCCUGGUGAAACGUAGAGUUCAUUUGUUCUUACUGGAUAUUUCAUCUUGCCACAUAAGCACUGCUUUGCAGCUAUCUUUUCACUGAGUUCUCAUGUGCACUGCAUACCGUCAGGUUCAGGUAAAGCAGAUCAAGUUGCUGCUCAGAGUCAGGUUUAGUUCCUAAGAUUAUCUUUUCAUGAGUACCCACUGAAAGAAGGAGCAAAAAAAAACUGAUUCAACUCUUCUGUGGUCAGUGACACAAAUAUAUCUGUGUGUCAAGACAUGUUUGAAAUGCUUUGAAAACAUACCACACCAGUAACUAUAGGACUUCUGGUUGUAAGAAAUAAAUGCUUCUGUAAAACCAAAAUGUCAAUCACAGUAGACCAAAUAGUGGUAUAAACUCCAAAGGAAAUAACGUAGUUUUCCCAAAAAUGGGGCUAGUGUAUCUUAUACAGUAGUUUCAAACACUACCUCAGUUAGGCUAGAGUGUAAGACUUUUGUUUUAAUAACUAGAUGGGGUUACAUCAAACAACUCCGUGAUAUUUUUCUGCAGUUCAAGCAAAAUAAACAAAUUUUAUCACCUCUAUUUAAAAAAAAAAAACCCAACAAAAAAACAACAAAAAAAAAAAAGAAAAGAAAAAAAAAACCAAGAAACAACUUUGUUCAUUUGUUACCAGUUUAACCCAUAGCACUUAUUGUAGAAAGCACCAUAGGAGGGCUUCUGAUUAUAAAAAGGUAAGCAAAAAGCAAUGUCAAUAUACUUUUGAAAGAACCUCCAUCCUGCAAUGCUCAUGUGUUCUGAUGUACUCGCUUGUGUGGGGAUCCGUGACAAUAGAAACUUGACAUACAAAUUAUAGCUACAAAUCCAGUUAUAAAAUAUGGUCGUUCCUUUUUCUGAAAGUAUAUGAGUGUCAGUAGAUUUCAACAAGUAUGCAUCAAGGAUGUAAAGUCUGUACUGUAAAUAACAUACAACAUUUCUAGAAUUAAUUUACAUUAAGCUCAUGUUAAUACUUCAUUUUAAUUGGCAAAUGAAGGGAUAGUGUUACUGAAGGAAUUUGAUAUUGGCCUAGCUAUAAACUGUGAAUUUCUAAUUCUGUAGAUUUCUUUUUUGAAAGAUCCCUUUCAAAGUCUUAUUUUGGGAUUUUAUUUGCUUUGUGACAAAACUUUGAAAGAAAACAGUAGUAAAUAAAAAUUGUGCUUAUAUUAACCCUAAUAAAGAAUCCUUCCACUUUUCCUAGAAAGGUUCGCAAGGGACGCUGACAGACCACCUGCUUUCUAUUUUUCCAACCCGAACAAUUGCCAAUACUGUCAAAUAAAUGGCAAAGCAUAUAGUAUUCACUUACACUAUAUAGAAAUACAGUUUCGUUGCUGUGGCAAAGAAAACUCCUGGAUGAUUCAACAUGCUAACACAGAAUACUCAGGUCUGGUGCAGAAGCCUCUGUGGGAAGGAGACGGCUGGCUGUGAAACCAGUUUCAUUUGGCCUGCUGCAUUAAGCUGGCUGAUUUUCUUAGGUCGUCUUUUACAGUCAGUGGAAAGGGGUGGUCCUUUCCAAAGGGCUGAAAGAGAGCUAACUGAAGGGCUCCCAGUUACUUCCUCACGGGACUCCUUCUCUCCACUGAGUGGGGAUGAGGACUAAGCUGGUUGCUGUGAGAGUCCUUUUGGAGAGAGAGGUGCAGAAUGCUCCCAGCUGCUGUGGACAUCCCUUGGAGCUGGAGAUGGUCAGGCUUUGAGGUGCCUAACUUGUAUGUUGGGCCCCUGGCGUGUUGUACUUGAAACAGCCUAUUUUCCUCAUCUGUCAGGUCUUACUUGACCUGACAAUUGUACUCUACACAUGCUCUCCUUGGGUUUUGUUGUUUUUUCCCUAAGACACAAUGAAGUGCAAAGGAUUUGGUAGUUUACUGUGCCGUGGCUUGGCACACUGAGGUAAGCUGCUCUUACAAACAUUUAAAAAGGUAGCAGUGAGAAUCCUGCUCAUCUUUUUGUCAUUUUAUUUUGGAACAUAGGUAGUGGUCUUGCAUGUGAGUUGUAAUUUGCAAUGAGACUGGAAAAACCCAUAAGACAUUUAGUAGGUGCCUGUCCUGUUUCUUGGAGCUUCGCUGGAGCCAGCUGAAAGCAGGUCCUGUAACUUCUUUUUUUUUAAAGUCACACUUCUAUUAUCAUGUGCUUAUUAAGGGUAUGCUAGGUGAGUGUAGAAUCUGACAACUGAAAAAGACCUUUGGGGGCAUACUAGAAGACACAUUUGUAUUUUGCUAGAAGCCCCGCCAUCCUCCUUGGUUAUUGUUGAACUCCUGAUCCUGGUUCUCUGGAUAGUUUUGUUUUCAGCAGAUUUGUGUGUUCAGUAAACAAUGUGGAUUUUCUUUGGGCUAGCUUUGUAACAUAGACGGACAGCAAUGCCACAGCAUGCAGAAUUGCACAUUUUGCUUGUAAGAUACACUAUUUCAUUUGAUAAAUAUAAUUUAUGCCAAAAAAUGUAACAUGCCAUUUUGCCACUGAAUAGUGUUUUAAAACACACAAGAUGCAUUGUCUUGGGGGGGAAGGCAGACAUUUUGUCAAUUUAAUUGAAAAAUUGUUCCAACACUGGGCUGUCAGCAUCCCCAAAACUGCGUUAUAAGAGAUUAGCUAAAUCAUUCUGAGGAGGGAAAGGAUCAAGGAAAAUCUCAAGACUUACUCUCUCUGUCCCGUGUGGUCUUUUUUUAUUUAGUAAUACGCUGCUACAUAUUUGGAGGUUCUAGUGUUUGUAGGUCACUGAACAGACAAUGAAAUCUGAUUUAUAUUGUAUACCUGUAACAUAGAAAGAAAAAGUAUUUAUAUAUUUUCCGUAAGAAUACUGCAUUGAGCUGUGUAUAAUUUAAACAGAGGCUUGUCCCAAAAUGGUAUUGCCCACCUUGAUUUUUUGGGGUUUUUCUGUUUUGUUUUUUUUUAUAUAGUGUGUACAGUUAAUGUCAAUGGGCAUUAAAAGCCUCCUGAAGCGUAGUCUUAUCAAAGGGAUGCAUUGUUAAUAAAAUCUACUUAAACUUCU